AUGAUGCGCAGAAUAUCCACUCGAGCUCCUCGGCAAUUGCUCUCUGUCGCCUCCAAGCCCCGAGGUCCCGCCCUCUUCCUCGCCGCCCGCGCCCUGUCCACCUCGUCUGUCGCUAGAAUGCCCCUCCACAGCAGCCACGCGACUCAGCCCGCCGAUGCCUUCCAGCUUCUCCCCGAGUCGCAAAAGGUUGGCGAGGCUGAGGACCGUCUGUACGAGGCUACUGUCAAGGAGAUCGAGGCCUGGUGGGCGUCGCCUCGCUAUGAGGGCAUCAAGCGUCCCUACAGCGCUGCUGAUGUCGCCUCCAAGCGCGGCACGCAAAAGAUUCAAUAUCCCAGCUCUGUCAUGGCUCAGAAGCUCUUCAACCUCAUUCAAGAGCGCCAGGCCAAGGGCGAGCCCAUCCACACCAUGGGCGCUAUUGAUCCCGUCCAGAUGACCCAGCAGGCCCCUCACCAAGAGGUUCUCUACAUCUCUGGCUGGGCCUGCUCCUCCCUCCUCACCUCGACCAACGAAGUUUCCCCCGACUUUGGCGACUACCCCUACAACACCGUCCCCAACCAGGUCCAGCGCCUGGCCAAGGCCCAGAACAUGCACGACCGCAAGCAGUGGGAUCUCCGUCGCAAGAUGACCCCCGAGGAGCGCGCAAAGACUCCCUACACUGACUACCUCCGUCCCAUCGUCGCCGACGGUGAUACUGGCCACGGUGGUCUCUCUGCUGUUCUCAAGCUUGCCAAGCUGUUUGCUGAGAACGGUGCUGCUGCUGUUCACUUUGAGGAUCAGCUUCACGGUGGCAAGAAGUGUGGUCACUUGGCUGGCAAGGUCCUCGUCCCCAUCGGCGAGCACAUCAACCGCCUUGUCGCCACCCGUUUCCAGUGGGACGUCAUGGGUUGCGAGAACCUCGUCAUUGCCCGAACCGACUCCGAGUCUGGCAAGCUGCUCUCCUCGGCCAUUGACGUCCGCGACCACGAGUUCAUCCUCGGUGUCGCUGACCCCUCGAUCGAGCCCCUCGCCGAGACCAUCCAAGCUAUGGAGGCCGACGGCGCUGUCGGCGCCGAGAUUGAUGCUUUCGAGGCCAACUGGGUCAAGAGCACCAAGCUCGUCACCUUCGACGAGGCUGCCGUCGCACACAUGCAGAAGGAGGGCGUUGCCCAAGCCCAGAUCGAUGAGUACCUCGCCGAAACGGCCAAGGACCGCGACAUGGGUAUCUCGCGCCGUCGCCACCUUGCCGACAAGUACACCAAGACACCCGUCUACUUCAACUGGGACGUCCCGCGCACCCGCGAGGGUUUCUACCACUACCGCGCCGGCAUGGAGGCCGCCACCAAGCGUGCGCUCGCCUUCAGCCCCUACGCCGACCUCCUCUGGGUCGAGACUGGCGACCCCAACGUCGAGGUGGCCGCUAAGCUCGGCCGUACCGUCCGCGAGGUGAACCCUGGCAAGGGUCUCGUCUACAACUUGUCUCCCUCAUUCAACUGGAUGGCCCACGGCUUCACUGAUGAGACGCUCAAGUCGUUCAUAUGGGACAUUGCGCGCGAGGGCUUCGUGCUGCAGCUCAUCUCCCUGGCUGGUCUUCACUCCAACGCGACCAUCACGACAGAGCUGGCUCGCAACUUCAAGACGGAGGGUAUGAAGGCGUAUGUUGAUCUCGUGCAGCGUCGUGAGAAGGAUCUCAAGUGUGAUGUCUUGACACACCAGAAGUGGAGCGGUGCCAGCUACAUCGAUGGCAUCCUAGGAGCCAUCCAGAGCGGCAGCUCGAGCAGCAAGAGCAUGGGUGAAGGCAACACUGAAGGACAGUUCCAUUAG
Molecule: messenger RNA, 1800 nt
Organism: Fusarium keratoplasticum
Lineage: Eukaryota; Fungi; Ascomycota; Sordariomycetes; Hypocreales; Nectriaceae
Product: Isocitrate lyase
Exons: 2
Coding region: 1-1800 (599 amino acids)
Cellular component (GO): mitochondrial matrix
Molecular function (GO): methylisocitrate lyase activity; isocitrate lyase activity
Source: RefSeq, a predicted model, not a curated record